AUGGAGAGAAGGUCCUUGAAGGAGAGGAUGGGGGCGCAGCUGAGGAAGGAGCUGAACCUGAGCACAAACACACACAAAAACACAAAAAAAGCAGUCACGGGAUUCACUGACUUUAUACAGAACAAGGAGACGGAGCAGACCAACAGCUACGAUAACGAAGAGAUGUGUGAGUACCAGGUGUGUGCAUGUGCAUGUGUGUCUGUGUCCUUGUGCAUGUAAAUGGUUUAGUGACUGACAGCCCUGUUUAGAUUUUUUUAAAUUUUGUGAUCAAAAACAUCAGAUGUUUUAUUCUGUCAGUGUCAACAUAACUUGAGUAAACACUGAACAUUUUUACAAAAAACACAUUUACUUGAAAUACAGUGUAGAUUCAAAGUUUGGUAACAGAAUGAGUGUUUGUGCUGUUUGUGCCAUCUGCACUGUUCUUCAAGUAAAAUGUGUUUUUGUACAAUUCUAAGUGGAAAUUGUUGUAUGGUUUGUUUAGCUUUGCAAUCAUUGGUUUUUGUUUGACAUGCUUUUUAAAGUGAGAAAUCGGAGUCUCAGCAUCACUCUUUUACCGUGGAAUUGCCUAAGGUCAAAUUUAACAGAAAGAAUAAUAGCCUGAGGCAACAGAGACUUACUUCUGCCCUGUUUGACAGGAUCAUCAAUUGUGUUCUUGUAAUUAUGGUAUCAAAUGUUGAGAAACAUUGGUGAAUAUUAAUUCAAUGCUACAGUGAGGGAAAAAGUAUUUGAUCCCCUGCUGAUUUUGUACGUUUGCCCACUGACAAAGAAAUGAUUAGUCUAUAAUUUUAAUGGUAGGUUUAUUUGAACAGUGAGAGACAGAAUAACAUUUAAAAAAUCCAGAAAAACGCAUGUCAAAAAUGUUAUAAAUUGAUUUGCAUUUUAAUGAGGGAAAUAAGUAUUUGACCCCUCUGCAAAACAUGACUUAGUACUUGGUGGCAAAACCCUUGUUGGCAAUCACAGAGGUCAGACGUUUCUUGUAGUUGGUCACCAGGAGGGAUUUUGUCCCACUCCUCUUUGCAGAUCUUCUCCAAGUCAUUAAGGUUUCGAGGCUGACGUUUGGCAACUUGAACCUUCAGCUCCCUCCACAGAUUUUCUAUGGGAUUAAGGUCUGGAGACUGGCUAGGCCACUCCAGGACCUUAAUGUGCUUCUUCUUGAGCCACUCCUUUGUUGCCUUGGCCGUGUGUUUUGGGUCAUUGUCAUGCUGGAAUACCCAUCCACGACCCAUUUUCAAUGCCCUGGCUGAGGGAAGGAGGUUCUCACCCAAGAUUUGACGGUACAUGGCCCUGUCCAUCGUCCCUUUGAUGCGGUGAAGUUGUCCUGUCCCCUUAGCAGAAAAACACCUCCAAAGCAUAAUGUUUCCAUCUCCAUAUUUGAUGGUGGGGAUGGUGUUCUUGGGGUCAUAGGCAGCAUUCCUCCUCCUCCAAACACGGCGAGUUGAGUUGAUGCCAAAGAGCUCGAUUUUGGUCUCAUCUGACCACAACACUUUCACCCAGUUCUCCUCUGAAUCAUUCAGAUGUUCAUUGGCAAACUUCAGACGGGCAUGUAUAUGUGCUUACUUGAGCAGGGGGACCUUGCGGGCGCUGCAGGAUUUCAGUCCUUCACGGCGUAGUGUGUUACCAAUUGUUUUCUUGGUGACUAUGGUCCCAGCUGCCUUGAAAUCAUUGACAAGAUCCUCCCGUGUAGUUCUGGGCUGAUUCCUCACCGUUCUCAUGAUCAUUGCAACUCCACGAGGUGAGAUCUUGCAUGGAGCCCCAGGCCGAGGGAGAUUGACAGUUCUUUUAUGUUUCUUCCAUUUGCGAAUAAUCGCACCAACUGUUGUCACCUUCUCACCAAGCUGCUUGGCGAUGGUCUUGUAGCCCAUUCCAGCCUUGUGUAGGUCUACAAUCCUGUCCCUGACAUCCUAGGAGAGCUCUUUGGUCUUGGCCAUGGUGGAGAGUUUGGAAUCUGAUUGAUUGAUUGCUUCUGUGGACAGGUGUCUUUUAUACAGGUAACAAGCUGAGAUUAGGAGCACUCCCUUUAAGAGUGUGCUCCUAAUCUCAGCUUGUUACCUGUAUAAAAGACACCUGGGAGCCAGAAAUCUUUCUGAUUUGAGAGGGGGUCAAAUACUUAUUUCCCUCAUUAAAAUGCAAAUCAAUUUAUAACAUUUUUGACAUGCGUUUUUCUUGAUUUUUUUGUUGUUAACAGUGUCUCACUGUUCAAAUAAACCUACCAUUAAAAUUAUAGACUGAUCAUUUCUUUGUCAGUGGGCAAACGUACAAAAUCAGCAGGGGAUCAAAUACUUUUUUCCCUCACUGUAGCAAAUUCUUCCAUAGACCAAAGCAAGCAAUGAAUAUCCUUAUCCUCUCAAUUAUAAUGGCUGUGCAUGGAUUCUGUUGUGAUAAUAUACUGUAGAAAUGAUAAUGCUCUUGACCAAAUCCCUGAUCAUUCCUAUGGUUGAAUCCAUGUUGGAAAACCUUAGGCAUGUUAGGCUUACCCUGAAUCUGUCAUGGGUAAUGGUUUGACUGGAUGUGAACACCCAGUGUGCAAAGAGCUGUGUUUGUAUAGGCCACACACACACCUUAACAAUUCCACCCUCAUACUAGUCAUAAUAACUCAAAUUUCACACACCCAUUUUCUCAGAAGAAAAACAUGAUGUCUUACUUGUUGUGAAGCACCUUGUGUGUCUGUUGUGUGUUUGCAGUGCUGGAGCUAGAGAAGGAUUAUAUUGAAGCAGCGAAGAUAAAUGAUGUACAGACCAUGAAGCUUCUGGGGAGGGCAGUCAAGGUCGACGCAAAGAACUUGGUGAGUCAGUCCUCAUAUCCAUAAGAACAUCUUCUCCACACUGCAGUUAGUGGGACUACAGGAAACGAUCAGAUACUAUUGCUGUUACUUUUUUAUUAGAGCCAUGUAUUCUGUUCUGUGUCACUUGUUAGAAUAACUUGUCCCAUGCGUUGACCCUAGCAUGAUCGCACUGCCCUGCACUAUGCAGUUGCUGGAAAAAACAUAGAGGCCGUCCAAGUCCUCCUUCAGCGCAGAGCAAAUAUCAAUCAAGAGGACAAGGUAGGAAGACACAACACUUUUCCAGUGUUACUGAUGGUGACAUUUAAAGCUUGUCCUCUUCAACAAACACUCAGACGUGGAGAGAAUGGUCAUGGUUUGUCAAAAUUAAACUAUUUCUCUCUCCCCCUGUCUCUUUCAUACAUACUCACACAGCAUGGAGUGACAGCCAUCCACCUGGCUGCCUGGUUUGGGAGUCUGCCCAUCCUGAAGUUGCUUGUGCAGGGUGGUGCUGACCAGAAGGUUGAGAAUGCGGUAGGGAACCUCUGUUUAAAAACAUCUUCCUAUUCACGAAGGCCUUGAAUGUGUCUCAGAAAUCCCUUUCCUCGUCCUGCUGCUCAGACCUAAGCUGUUCUCUGACAUCUCAGCCAUCUGGGAUAUAAAUUACAAUAAUCAACCAUCAAGCCAAUUUCUCCAUAACCAUUGGAGAAUCCAAUAUGUCAAGUUGUCAUGUAUGGAGAUGGUGAGUUGUAUUCUCUCUUCUCAGCUGGGAAUGAACAUCAUGCACUGUGCUGCCAUCAACAACCACACUGACAUAAUGACAUUCAUUAUCUACGACCUGAGGAUGAAAGAGCUGGACAAAGAGGACCUGGUAACUACAUAUACAUACAGUAUCAGUAACCAUUGCAUCCAUUUCAAAUAUUGAUUGGGCUGCCUUAGUUCAAUAAGCUGAGCCUUUUUCUUCCUGUCCUCCCAUCCCCCACCCUUUCUCUCUCAGUCUGGACACAGGGCGUUUGCGUUGGCAGCAGAGCAUGGCUCUGUGGAGAUGCUGCAGAUGUUGAUGGAGGAGGCAUACAAUAUGGCCACCAUGGAGGAAGACCAGGUGUGUCUAUGUAUUACACCGUUAAGAGGCUGUAUGAGUGUUCCACUGUUUCUUCCUCUAUUUCCCCUUCCUGUUCACUGUGUUUCUCUCCCUUCCUCCUGCUUUUCCUCUUCCUCUAAAUGCUAGAAUGGGGACACACCUCUGCACUUGGCUGCCAGCAAUGGCCACUUGGACGUUGUCCAGAUACUGCUGGAGAGCUUUGAUACUCGCGAUGAAGUCAAUACGGUAGAGUCCCACUGUAAACGCUGUCUGGAGCUGUUUGAUUCUGAUGAAGGCCAUUGAAGGCCGAAACUUUCAUAUUUUAACCUUACUUAAAUAAAACAAAUAAUAUUUCAUGGUGAGCGAGUGUUGCGCCUUUUCUUUUUCAAUGGAGCUGUUUGCUCAAUGGCUACACCUUGCAGUAGCUGCUUUAGGUCAAUGGCUGAUAAAUGACUGACGUAUUCAUGGCAGGCUGGGGAGACGGCUCUGUACCUGGCUGCUGGUGCCGCCCAUGAGGACUGUGUACAGGCUCUGUUGGAGGCAGGCUGUGACCCAAACAUUGUCACCAUGGUACGCCUGCAAAGACAAACCACACACUCCAACUAUUCACUAAAAUGGUCACCACCAGGCAUAGUUACUAAAUCACAUCCAGUUUAUUCUACUUCAGUACUUUGCCUACUAAUAGACUCCUAGACAUCUCUAUUCAAUGGGAACCGCUCCUCUCCCCUCUUAGGACCAAAGCAGUGCUCUACACCCUGUCUCAGAGAAGGGCCACACAUCGUUGGUGAGACUCCUCAUAGAGAACUCGGCCCAGGUGGACUUACAAAACCAGGUGAGAGAGUGAGCAUAGUGAACUGGUACUACGUCUUGGUCAACCAUGAAUAAAGCCAACCUGUUAUCUGUGUAAUUACUCAGUAGUCCGUAGUAUGACCUGACAUCAGAGAGUUUCUAUAUAAUGGUCCAUUUUGGUUGUGUCUCUAUUGGCAGCACCUCCAGGCUCCUCUCUACCUGGCAGUGAAGAACUGUCACAUCCCUGUCAUCCACACACUGCUGGAGGCUGGCUGCAACGUCAACGUCACUGAUCACGUAUGUACAACACGUGCACUCAGUCCACUUGUAAAAGAGUGCACUCAGUCCACAUCAAUGUUAUAAUUAAUUAGUUGCGUCCCAAAUGGCACCCUAUUCUCUGCAUAGUGCACUACUUUUCCGAGAGUCCCAGGCCCUGUCAAAAGUAGUGCACUAUGUAGGAAUAGGGUGCCAUUUGGGACAGAGACAUUGUAAUGGUUGAAGUUAUGGGUUUGGUAAUCUGACCAUAGAUCUGUGGUUAAGGGCAACUUAUACCUUGAGCUCCUGUCUGUCCUCCUCAGAGGUCCCAGACUGUCCUGCAUGUAGCCGCAGAGCUGGCCAGAGUGGACAUUGUUGAGAUGCUUCUGAAAGCUGGGAUGGACCUGGCCCUCCAGGACAAGGUGAAACAUGGACACCAAGAACGAUGAUCUAACCAUGAAUUGGCUCAUUUGACCCCUCUCCUCUUCACGACAACUUCCCACUCAACACACAACUGUUUCUGUUUUGAGCAGCAGGGUAAAACAGCACUGGGUGUGGCAGCCCGAGCAGACGAGGUCAUCAUCGUGGACAUGAUCAUCAAGGCAGAGAGAUAUUUGACAUGGAGGAGGGUAAUGUUAACAGAGGACCACAAUGGAAAUAACUAACUUCAUUGUGUGUUUGUUUUUCCUCUAUAGUUGUAGAACGAAUGUAGAACGUGUAGCCUACUGUUAUGUGAGAGACCUCCCUAUAAGUGAUAUAGCUGUACUGUAUGUGUAUGAUCAAAUGCAGUAAAUUCAAUCAAUCAAUGAGACUAAUACGUUGCUGAAGUCAUCUGCUAAUCAAUUUACUGGAGCUGGAAAUCAAUGAUUACAUUCAUCACAGAUUAUUAAUUUCCUAAAGUCACAACUCCAGAUGAAUCCCUGUAAUACCAUUAACGCUGGCGGUGGGAAAAUGAUUUAUGGACCUGAAAUGCUUGACAUCCAAUUUCAGUGUCAAUUUGAUUUAGCGUAUCUUCCAACCCUACCUGACAGUCAAAACAAGUGGCUCUGGCAUUCAAUAAGCAUGGGCCUGCGUGUGCUUAUCUCUGGACACUCACUGCUCUGUGCUCUCAGUUUGUGAAGCUUGUCCUUUCUCAGGUGACUAGAUGUGAUUACCCUUCCAGGCCAACACUGAGCUUAAUGAGAACCUUCACAGCCAGACUCCGCUGACGUUUAAAUUAGACCACCGUGCAGAGAGCAAACAGAUCCGUGGCACGGCCUGGCAUCUGGCCUACCGCCUGCUGAAGCCGGGCGACUGGAAGAGGCUGGCACUGCACUGGCACUUCACUGAGCAGCAGGUGGCUGCCAUCGAGGAGCAGUGGACAGGUGACACACACAACACCUUUUGCUCACACUGUAGCCCAGGGGAUAAUCAUUCACAGGAAUAUCAAUUGAAACUCAAUUUAUUAUCAAUACCAAGUAUAAAGAUAAAAUAUUUCAAUUUCUUCACUCUGCCGUCCGACUCAUCCCAAACCAUCUCAAUUGGGUUGAGGUCGGGGGAUUGUGGAGGCCAGGUCAUCUGAUGCAGCACUCUAUCACUCUCCUUCUUGGUAAAAUAGCCCUUACACAGCCUGGAGGUGUGUUGGGUCAUUGUCCUGUUGAAAAGCAAAUUAUAGUCCCACUAAGCCCAAACCAGAUGUGAUGGCGUAUCGCUGCAGAAUGCUGUGGUAGCCAUGCUGGUUAAGUGUGCCUUGAAUUCUAAAUAAAUCACAGACAGUGUCACCAGCAAAGCACCCCCACACCAUAACACCUCCUCCAUGCUUUACGGUGGGAACUACACAUGCGGAGAUCAUCCGUUCACCCACACCGCGUCUCACGAAGACACGGUGGUUGGAACCAAAAAUUUCCAAUUUGGACUCCAGGCCAAAGGACACAUUUCCACAAGUCUAAUGUCAAUUUCUUGUGUUUCUUGACCCAAGCAGGUCUCUUCUUCUUAUUGGUGUCCUUUAGUAGUGGUUUCUUUGCAGCAAUUCGACCAUGAAGGCCUGAUUCACGCAGUCUCCUCUGAAUAGUUGAUGUUGAGAUGUGUCUGUUACUUGAACUCUGUGAAGCAUUUAUUUGGGCUGCAAUCUGAGUUGCAGUUAACUCUAAUGAACUUAUCCACUGCAGCAGAGGUAACUCUGGGUCUUCCUUUCCUGUGGCGGUCCUCAUGAGAGCCAGUUUCAUCAUAGCGCUUGAUGGUUUUUGCGUCUGCACUUGAAGAAACGUUCAACGUUCUUGAAAUGUUCCGUAUUGACUGACCUUCAUGUCUUAAAGUAAUGAUGGACUGUCGUUUCUCUUUGCUUAUUUGAGCUGUUCUUGCCAUAAUAUGGACUUGGUCUUUUACCAAAUAUGUGUAUUUUCUGUAUACCACCCCUACCUUGUCACAACACAACUGAUUGGCUCAAACGCAUUAAGAAGGAAAGAAAUUCCACAAAUUAACUUUUAACAAGACACACCUGUUAAUUGAAAUCCAUUCCAGGUGACUACCUUAUGAAGCUGGUUGAGAGAAUGUCAUGAGUGAGCAAAGCUGUCAUCAAGGCAAAAGGGUGGCUAUUUGAAGAAUCUCAAAUAUAAAAUAUAUUUAGAUUUGUUUAACACUUUUUUGGUUACUACAUGAUUCCAUGUGUGUUAUUUCAUAGUUUUGAUGUCUUCACUAUUAUUCUAAAAUGUAGAAAAUAGUCAAAAUAAAGAAAAACUCUUGAAUGAGUAGGUAUUCUUAAACCUUUGACCGGUGGUGUAGGUAAAAGAGGGAUUCUGUUUUAUUGAUUCUGUACUCAUUUGCCAUUGUUCCAAAAACAAGCCACUUGGGUGACAUUACCAAGGAAAGCCUUAACUACACUAAAUUAGUAAUUUAAGCCUUAUUUUACCAGGUAAGUGGACUCAGAACAUAUUCUAAUUCAAUGUGUUUGCUCUGUGUGUGUGUGUUUUAGGGCAGCAGAGCUACCAGGAACAUGGGAACAGGAUGCUGUUGAUCUGGCUUCAUGGGGUAGAGUUGGCCCAGAGGAGUCCUGCUAAAGAGCUCUACCAGGGUCUGCUUGCCAUAGGCAACAAGACCGUAGCAGGUAUGGGGUGUCCAUGACCCUUACCGCAUAGGAAAAUAUAACAUUUAUGUUGAAGUCAUAACGGCAAAUUACAGAUGGGUGUUUUGUUGUUUUCCAGAUAAAAUACGACUGGACAUAGAGGAAGGAGACGUGAAGAAAUGCAUCCUUUCAUAAAUGACAUGGACAUGUACGGGCACGCGUUCAGUCAACAACAUAAUUUUCCAAAGCAGAGCAUUUGUGUAGUUAUUUUUCAAUGGAUCUUCAGUAGUACACAUUUCAGUAGUACACAUUUCACUACCGGCCGUGGUGACUCCUUGCUGUCCCCAGUCCGCCUGGCCUUGCUGCUAUUCCAGUUUAAACUGUUCUGCCUGCGGUUAUGGAACCCCUACCUGUCCCAGACCUGCUGUUUUAAACUCUAAUGAUCGGCUAUGAAAAGCCAACUGAGAUUUAUUCCUGAUUAUUAUUUGACCAUGCUUGUCACUUAUGAACAUUUUUGAACAUCUUGGCAUGGUUCUGUUAUAAUCUCCACCCGGCACAGCCAGAAGAGGACUGGCCACCCCUCAUAGCCUGGUUCCUCUCUAGGUUUCUUCCUAGGUUUUGCCUUUCUAGGGAGUUUUUCCUAGCCACCGUGCUUCUACACCUGCAUUACUAGCUGUUUGGGGUUUUAGGCUGGGUUUCUGUACAGCACUUCGAGAUAUUAGCUGAUGUAAGAAGGGCUAUAUAAAAUAAAAUUGAUUGAUUGAUUUAUACAUAGAGAAAUUGUUUAUUAUUCUAUGAGCACAUUUGCCUCCAAUUCAUGUUUUAUUCAGGUUCCAUCAUUCCAGCAAUUUACAUUAAGAGUUUAUAGUGCAGACUGUGGCCAAAACAUAAACAUAUGGCUUUGAUACAGUCCUGAAAACUUGAACACAGGUGUUGUUCUCCACACAUCAUCAACACAAAAUAAUGUAAAAUGUAAUAUCACAUAAAACAGUCAGACUUUCCAUAAUUUAAAAACAAAUAAAA
Molecule: messenger RNA, 8946 nt
Organism: Coregonus sp. 'balchen'
Lineage: Eukaryota; Metazoa; Chordata; Actinopteri; Salmoniformes; Salmonidae
Source: the annotation of a GenBank genome assembly